Messenger RNA from Sciurus carolinensis (gray squirrel), 1006 nucleotides. RefSeq names its product olfactory receptor 9K2-like. Gene Ontology annotation, molecular function: G protein-coupled receptor activity; odorant binding; olfactory receptor activity. The record is from RefSeq and is a predicted model, not a curated record. Lineage: Eukaryota; Metazoa; Chordata; Mammalia; Rodentia; Sciuridae. Gene Ontology annotation, cellular component: membrane. Gene Ontology annotation, biological process: G protein-coupled receptor signaling pathway.
AUGCUAAUAUCAAAGUUAAUAGUUCAUUUGUUUAUUUUGCCUUAUUACCUCUCAUCAGGUGUCUUCCAUGGGUGACAGGGAAACAAACAAUCACUCAGAAAUGACUGACUUCAUUCUCAUAGGCUUCAGAUUGCAAUAUGAGCUCCAUCUCCUCCUCUUCCUGAUAUUUCUGCUUGUAUAUGUCAUGAUCCUUCUAGGGAACGUUGGGAUAGCCAUUAUCAUGACUGACCCCCGGCUGAACACACCAAUGUAUUUCUUCCUAGGCAACCUAUCUUUUGUCGAUCUCUUCUAUUCGUCUGUUAUUGCACCCAAGGCCAUGACCAACUUCUGGUCUAAAAGCAAGUCCAUCUCCUUUGCAGGCUGUGUGGCCCAGGUCUUUCUGUUUGCACUCUUCAUUGUGACGGAGGGAUUCCUUCUGGCAGCCAUGGCUUAUGAUCGCUUCAUCGCCAUCUGCAACCCACUCCUCUACUCUGUUCAGAUGUCAGCACGUCUCUGCACUCAGUUGGUGGCUGGCUCCUAUUUCUGUGGCUGCAUAAGCUCAGUUCUUCAAACCAGCAUGACAUUUACUUUAUCCUUUUGUGCUUCUCGGGCUAUUGACCACUUUUACUGUGAUAUUCGACCACUUCAGAGAUUAUCUUGUUCCGACCUCUUUAUCCACAGAAUGGUUUCUUUCUCCUUAUCUAGCGUCAUCAUCUUGCCAACCAUCAUAGUCAUUAUUGUUUCUUACAUGUAUAUUGUUUCCACCGUUUUAAAGAUUCGCUCCACUGAGGGACGCAAGAAAGCUUUCUCCACCUGCAGCUCUCACCUGGGAGUCGUGAGUGUGCUGUAUGGGGCUGUCUUCUUCAUGUACCUCACCCCUGACAGGUUUCCUGAACUGAGUAAAGUGGCCUCUUUGUGUUACUCCUUAGUCACACCUAUGUUGAACCCUCUGAUUUACUCCUUGAGAAACAAAGAUGUCAAAGAGGCUCUUAAAAAACUUCUAGAGAAGAAAAAAUCUAUUCUAUGA